CCUUGGACAAUGGCUAGAUAGUGGUCACCCAAGGAAGUGUACCGUCUGGAAUUCUCCUCUUAUACAUAAUUUCCCUUAUCGCGUGACAGUUCCGGCCCAAUGAGACUAUCCCUUAUUACCUUGCUGGCAUAUCUGGUAUGCUGUGCCAGUUGCUUUGGUGAUCAUGGGGCGUAUGAGCGAGCACUCUUCUGGUACAUGUAUGAACUAGAUGCUGCACUCCAUGACAGACCACAGAUCAUUGCGCCAAGAUGCACCAGGGGGAUGCCAAACAGGGUCAAGAAAUGUACUCUCCAGCAAUUUCUCAACUCUUUCGACCGGAGCGAGAAGGCGACGCCGAUCACAGAGGACGUGAGCCGAAAGACUGUCGAUGAGCUGGCGCAAAUACUGCAAAACCAUGGCUACGUUGGGAAGUACGAGGCAAAAUUCCUUUUCAACGGAGUUGAUGAGUCGACGACAGGGAACAUGCCCAAGAUCAUCACAGAGGUUGCAAAAGAACUGAAAGAGUUGAAGAAAAGAGCGAGGGAUUCGCAGGACCCCUCUGUUAACCAGCUUGUCUCAAAGACACUAGCCGCGUACGAUACAGUUGAAUACAUCCGUCAGUGGAACUAUUCAAAGGGGUUCGCGGGAUUCCUAAAAGAUAACUACCAAAUUGAAGUGGUCACCAAAAAUGAACCUUGGCCGGGAAGUGCAACCGAAACAGAACAAUUCAUAGACCAGGGAGCCACUAAAAAGAAAUAUCCAGACUAUGAUUUUGGAGUACUGCUUGGAGAGUAUAGAAAGAAAGAUAAGAUCCAUGGGCCCCUUGUGCAAGCAAUGAAAGCGGGGAAACAGAGAUUUGAGUGUGUAUGAUGGCCUGGGUUCGGGUUUUGUUUUCAUGCAUUUCUCCAUAUCUCUUAUCUAGUUUUAUUUCCUAGGAAAGAUGGAGACAAAUGGAAG
Aspergillus novofumigatus IBT 16806 is the source of this 936-nucleotide messenger RNA. RefSeq lists its product as uncharacterized. Bases 100 to 849 code for a protein of 249 amino acids. Lineage: Eukaryota; Fungi; Ascomycota; Eurotiomycetes; Eurotiales; Aspergillaceae. The record is from RefSeq and is a predicted model, not a curated record. The transcript has 2 exons.